GGCGUUAUUACUUCAGUGCUCCUUCGGCCAUACACCGCGGCACACUCUCUCGUCGAUCAAACGAAUCUCUUUCUUUUCUUCUUUCUCUCCUUUAAACUUUCACUAUCUUUACCGUGUCACGAACCUUGCGUUUCAUUAUCCUUCUAAUUUUACUUUCAUCCCUCCUCUGUACCACGUAUAUGUACCUCUAACCUUGCUCGUACCGUGUUCGAUCCGCCCUCCCGUCGAGAUAAACAGAACGGGCCGAGUAAGCCUGAACGACAGGGAUAAUCAGGGUUCACGUCAGAACGAAGGACGAGUUCUCUCGAUCAGCAUCUCGAAGCAUCACGAGAGACCGUGUCGCGUGUAACCAGUUAAAAAAAAAAAAAGGAGAAAUAAAUAGAACACUGAGAGCAGCCAGAGAGGUGUCUUUGCGUGGCGCUCGACGAGAGAGAGACUACUAGCCAACGGAACCGAUCGAGGUUUUCCUUCGACUUCGGUUUCGCGUGCACGUGAUCGCACGUGUGGUUACGUACACGAGGAGUUGAUCGGAAAGGCGCUGCCGAGCCGGUAGCCGUGUUCGACGUAGACGCGUGAGCCCGAAGGAAAAGAGAAGGAGAGGAGACACACUCGUGUAGAGUCGCGCGACGUUAACGUUCGCGGUGUGUCUCUUUUUUCUGUACCGAACAGCUGAUCUGAAAACGUGAAAAUGUCUACAGAACCGGGUAGCUUCACCUCCAACGGGAGCAUGAUCGUCGUCAGCAACAGGUUGCCGUUCGUCUUGAAGAGGAACGAGGUGACCGGAAAAUUGGAACGCAAGGCCAGCGCCGGAGGUCUUGUAACCGCGGUUGCACCGGUGGUUAUAAGCGGAAAUGGAGUGUGGGUCGGAUGGCCGGGAAUGCACAUGGAUAAUCGAAACGAACCGAUUCCCGAAUCCGAUCCUAACGAUCGUACGCCAACGGCUGGUCUUCUAUCUCGUAAGGUUGUAGCGGUGCACGUCGAUCCUACUAUCUUCGAUUCGUACUACAAUGGAUGUUGCAACGGAACGUUUUGGCCAUUGUUCCAUUCUAUGCCCGAUCGAGCGACUUUCAUCGCUGAUCAUUGGCGUGCGUAUUCCACGGUUAACGAGGAAUUUGCUGCCAAAACGGUAGGAGCUUUGGAACAGAUCCAUAAGGAACAAGAAAAUCAAUCGAACGGCACACCUUUGGUCUGGGUACACGACUAUCAUUUAAUGUUAGCCGCGAACUGGAUUCGGCAAGCUGCGGAGGAGAAACGUCUUAAGUUAAAAUUGGGCUUCUUCCUUCAUAUCCCCUUCCCACCAUGGGAUAUAUUCAGACUCUUCCCAUGGGCUGAUGAGAUUCUUCAGGGUAUGCUCGGUUGCGACAUGGUCGGUUUCCACAUUCAGGACUAUUGUCUGAACUUUGUUGACUGUUGUCAAAGAAGUCUUGGCUGCAGAGUGGAUCGCAAGAAUCUGUUAGUGGAACACGGUGGUAGAACCGUGCGCGUAAGACCGCUUCCCAUUGGCAUUCCGUUCGACAGAUUCGUCUCGCUGGCCGAGACUGCCAACAAGGUCAUGUCGACUAAUCAAAAAAUAGUACUGGGUGUUGAUCGUCUCGAUUAUACGAAGGGCCUGGUUCACAGAUUAAAAGCGUUCGAGAUGUUGCUGGAGAAACACCCGGAGCAUCGUGAACAGGUCACCAUGCUUCAAAUUGCUGUACCGUCGCGAACUGAUGUGCGCGAGUAUCAGGAUCUGAAGCUGGAAAUGGAUCAAUUGAUCGGUCGCAUAAACGGUCGAUUCACGACGCCCAAUUGGUCACCAAUUCGUUACAUUUACGGUUGCGUGAGCCAGGACGAGCUGGCAGCGUUCUAUAGGGAUGCUGCGGUUGCUCUCGUUACACCCCUCAGGGAUGGAAUGAACUUAGUCGCUAAGGAGUUCGUCGCGUGUCAGAUUAACACGCCCCCAGGUGUUCUGAUAGUUUCUCCGUUCGCUGGAGCCGGAGAAAUGAUGCACGAAGCGUUGAUCUGUAAUCCGUAUGAAAUCGACGAAGCUGCUGAGGUCAUUCACAGAGCACUUACCAUGCCGGAAGACGAACGCACGUUGAGAAUGAAUCAUCUGAGACGUCGUGAAAGACUCUACGAUGUCAAUUACUGGAUGAAAUCCUUCCUGCAAGUAAUGGGAUCGCUCGAAGAACACGAUUCCGUGGGUGCUACCACGAUGCAACCUGUUACCAUGGACGAUUUUGACGAUUACCUGAGCAAGUACAUCGGCGAUAACCAUAAACUGGCCCUGCUGCUGGAUUACGAUGGUACCUUGGCACCCAUCGCAACGCAUCCGGAUCUUGCUAUCUUACCACUGGAGACAAAGAACGUUCUCCAGAGGUUGUCCAACAUGUCGGACGUGUACAUAGCAAUUAUAUCUGGUAGAAACGUGAACAACGUUAAGUCAAUGGUUGGUAUAGAAGGGAUCACGUACGCUGGAAACCAUGGACUAGAAAUUCUUCAUCCGGACGGUAGCAAAUUCGUUCAUCCAAUGCCAGCUGAACUGGAGGGCAAGGUGGCGAAUUUGAUGCAAGCGCUGCAAGAUCAGCUUUGCAGGGAUGGCGCCUGGGUGGAGAACAAGGGCGCGUUGUUGACGUUCCACUAUCGUGAAACACCAAUGGAAGGUCGUACCGAGAUGAUCGAGCAAGCGAAGAAAAUCAUCGAAAACGCGGGUUUCAAACCCUGUUCAGCGCAUUGCGCCAUUGAAGCGAAACCACCGGUUGAGUGGAACAAAGGUCGUGCUUCCAUUUACAUUCUCCGCACAGCGUUCGGUUUAGACUGGAGCGAACGUAUCAGGAUCAUCUAUGCUGGUGAUGAUGUCACGGAUGAAGACGCGAUGAAGGCGCUGAAAGGUAUGGCUGCUACCUUCCGCGUGGCGUCUUCGCACAUAAUCCGUACAUCGGCGGAACGACGUUUGCCAAGCACCGAUUCCGUGUUGACGAUGUUGAAAUGGGUGGAGAGGCAUUUGAGCAAACGCAAACCCCGUAACAACGCCGACAUCCCAUCGAGAUUCCGUCGCGGUAGCGCCGGAAUAACCAUGGAAAUGUCGUAUAUGCCAUCGAACGCAACGCUAGAAUCCUAGACUUAACGAUGUACUCGUAGAGUAAAAGCAUGUAAGCGAGAGGGAAGAAUAAGAAGAAACAAAAGGGAAUCUCGUGGUGAAUAGGUAAACAAAAUCGUCGUGUAAAAUUGUAUACCCAACACACACAGAUACGGCGGAAACAGUUAACGAUAAAGAAAACACACAAAAAAAAAAAAUAGUUCUUCGAUGAACUAUGCGUAUUUGAAAGCACCAUUUAAGUUUCGAGAAUAUAUCUUCGAUCUUCGAGUAUAAAUAAGGAUAAACCGGAUUAAUUCGAGUUGACUUUGAUAGAAAGAUACAAGCCAAACGGAAGAACUGAUCUUUUUUCAUGUGAAACUAAAAUCAUUCUUUAUCAGCUGUUCAACGUUUAAUAGAUGUAAUCUCCGGUAACCAGUUCAGUGGCUUUAGCCAACGCAGAAACACACUUAAAAAAGGAAAAAAAAACAAGAAAAAGAAU
Molecule: messenger RNA, 3557 nt
Organism: Osmia bicornis bicornis
Lineage: Eukaryota; Metazoa; Arthropoda; Insecta; Hymenoptera; Megachilidae
Gene: Tps1
Product: alpha,alpha-trehalose-phosphate synthase [UDP-forming]
Exons: 11
Coding region: 689-3100 (803 amino acids)
Biological process (GO): trehalose biosynthetic process
Cellular component (GO): cytosol; alpha,alpha-trehalose-phosphate synthase complex (UDP-forming)
Molecular function (GO): catalytic activity
Source: RefSeq, a predicted model, not a curated record